This is a messenger RNA of Saprolegnia diclina VS20, 2336 nucleotides long. RefSeq lists its product as hypothetical. Bases 13 to 1971 code for a protein of 652 amino acids. The transcript has a single exon. NCBI's taxonomy places the organism in Eukaryota, Oomycota, Saprolegniomycetes, Saprolegniales, Saprolegniaceae. The record is from RefSeq and is a predicted model, not a curated record.
CACAGAAGCAGCAUGAGCAGCCGAUGGCACCAGUACAAGGCUGCGACCGACGCCGUCGUCAGUUGGCUCCAGCGCGCGACGGCAACCAAGGCAACGAAAGCGACGGCGACGGCCACGUCCGGGGCGACGACCACGAAAAGCAUCUGGGCCGCCGCGGUUGCCGUGGCCGAGAUGGGACUACCCGUGCCAGCGCACAUCUGGACGGAGCUCGCGACGUGUAUUCGCUUGCGCUGGAUGGCGACGCGGUCGCUGCCGCCCGAUGCCGGCCACAUGUACUUCCUCUUCUUGCUUCGAGCAGUUCGGUCCAAGCUUGCACCGCUGCGACCGACUGCAACACGGCGCAAGCCAGCAACAAGCAGCGGUCUCUCGAACGCAUUUGCGGCGCUUGCCGUCGACGAUGACAACGAUGACGACGGCGACAUGCCGCCAUUCGAUGCCUCGGCAUACACGCCGCCACCGCACGAGGAUCCGCGCAUGGCGCAACUUCAAGCCGACCAAUUCCGGACCAUGUGCUUCGUCUUGGACAUGGACGAGCUCAUGGGCGAGGUGCGUGCUGUCUGGGCGGCCUUCAAGCAAGGCGAGACGACGCUCGUGGCCGCGGCCGCCGUCACCAACCACAGCGUCCGCGUCGUCGAGUCGCUCGCGUCCGAGCUCAGCUUGGAGCUUCCGUACCUCCAGACGCUCGGCGAGAUCGACAUUCUUCUUGGCCAGUCGAUGUUGUUCCACCGCCUCGUGCGCUGCACCGAUCUCUCACUUGGCGACGCCGUCGAGCGCUGCUUCAAGAUGCGAUGGGCCCCCGCCGACGACACGCUCGAUGCACUCGUCGUGGACACGAUUCGUCUCUUCAAGCUAUCGCCCAAGGUUGGUACGAUCCCCGCGCUUCGCCGACUGGCGACCCCGCGAUUCGACUGGACAUCGACCACCAAGCACCUCGGCGGCGGCAGCAACCUCGACCAACUCUACAUUCUUAUGGCGACCGUCGCGACCAUGCUGCGCAACCGACAGCAGAUGGAAGCCGAUGUCGUCUUCCAGUGGGACGAGGCGACGGCGCCGGCGCCAUGCAUUAGUGCGCUGCACGGCACGCUGAUCAACGACAUCCUCGUGCCUCUGCUCUCGGUGCUCACGCAGCGCCCGUCGAAGAACGACGACAGCUUUCGCACGAGCGACGACUUUCGGUUCACCAAAGGCAUCACCGCGACGCUGCAGCCGUACAUGACCCUUGUGAACGGCCUCGCCAAGAACACGGUGGCGACGACCGAGCUCGUCUUUGCGACGCAGUGCCUGCUCGUCUCGAUCCUCGCAGUCCAAGGCCCAUCAAGCAACGCGAUCACGUGUGCGUCGGUCGCAGCGUCGACCAUUCGAGCGCUCAAGGCAGCGUACCGGCACGUUUUAGCUGCCAUGCAGCGGCCCGACAUUGCGCCCAAUAAUGUCGACUGGCUGCAAACCCAAGCCGGCGCGCUCCGGUUCUCGCUCUGGGCCGCGACAAGCAACGCCGACGCGACGCCCGAGGUCCGUCUCCGCACGUGGCUCAACCCGUGGAUGGCGGGCCAGCGACUGCUGGAGAGUGCGCUCUCGGUUCACUUUGUGCUCGGCAUCCAGAUCAUGGACGACAUGAAGCCGUCGGUCAUCUUGCUGCAUACGUACAACGCCUUGCGCAUCACUGGUGACGUGGCCCCGAUCGCAUUGCUCGACGAUAUCUCGGACCUCUACGCCCGCGGGUCCCAGAUCUGGGUCGGCAGUCGCCCGAGCAAGCGCGGUGGCUUGGUCAAGGCACUUGGGCUCUCGAUCGGGUCGACGUCGAUCCACGCGUUUACCGCGAGCGAAUUGGUGACGCCGGACGAGAAGGUGGCCAAGCGGCAGUACCACGACCGCAAGGACCGUCGCAGCAAGCUGCAAAAGGUGCACGGCGUGACGACUGCUCGCGCCGUCCAACGGACGACUUGCUACAUGGCGCUUAGUCGGUCGUGGUGACUGCUCUUUAGCACCGAAAAACCGAUUGAUCUCGGUGAUCUACGGCGGACGCUGGACACCGAGUGGCACAGCAUUCUGCACCUCAACCUCGUGGGCGUCAGCAACGUCUUUGACAAGAUGUGGGCCUCGCUCGAGCCGCGUCUGCACGCCUUGGAGGACCAAGCCAAGGUGGCGGCGCCAUCGAAGACGGUCGAGUUUCCGUCGGUCGCUGCCGAAGACACGCAAGUCGGCAUUGUGCUCGUGCUGCUGCGCAUGAUCGAUGUCGCGACCGAGACGGACUCGAUCGAGCGCGUCUUUAUCGACGUCUUUUCGACGAUGCUCACCGAGAUGGCACCCAUGCUUGACGAGGCGGUCACGCUCCCCUA